Messenger RNA from Pleurotus ostreatus (oyster mushroom), 921 nucleotides. RefSeq lists its product as uncharacterized. Gene Ontology annotation, molecular function: oxidoreductase activity. The transcript is spliced from 11 exons. The record is from RefSeq and is a predicted model, not a curated record. Bases 1 to 921 code for a protein of 306 amino acids. Lineage: Eukaryota; Fungi; Basidiomycota; Agaricomycetes; Agaricales; Pleurotaceae.
AUGCCCUCUAUACCGAUUUAUACUCUCAACAACGGAGUAAAGAUUCCAGCGAUUGGGCUAGGCGGCUGGACUGGUUUAGACCCUAAAGAGCAAGAGGCGGCCAGAGGAUGGUUUCUGACAGGACUACAAGCUGGGUAUAGACACGUCGACGUAGCGCACAUUUAUGGCACCGAGGAAUCCCUUGGGAAGGCUAUAAAAGAGUCAGGCCUUCCGCGCGAAGAACUCUUCAUCACGACGAAGCUCCCAUGGAGCCACCAUUCCCGCGUAGCCCAGUCCUUCCAGGAUUCCUUGACCUCCCUAGGCCUUGACUACGUCGAUCUGUACCUCCUCCAUUGGCCGCACCGAGUUGAGUACGAAGAGGGGAAUUACCUUCCCAAAGGACCAGACGGAUCUCUCCGAGUCGUCGAAUCGCCCUCCAUGGUCGAGGUGUGGGCCGACAUAGAGAAACUGCUCGACACCGGGAAAGUACGGGCCAUCGGCGUGAGCAAUUUCUCGAUAAAGAAUCUGGAGCUCCUUCUAAAAUCGGCGAAAGUCGUCCCCGCCGUUAACCAAGUCGAGAUGCACCCAUACCUCGCGCAACCCGAAUUGCUGGAGUAUUGCAAGAACAAGGGCAUCUUGGUUGCUGCGUAUACCCCGACAGGUUAUCAGGACGUUCUGACUAACCCCACCAUCGUGGAAUUGGCAGGGAAGUACGGUGUUGCCCCCGUGCAAGUAGUCUUAGCUUGGCAUGUCGCCCGCGGCGUCGUGGCGGUCCCAAAGAGCAGCAAUAAAGAAAGGCAGAAACAAAAUAUCACGCUGCCAACGCUGGAGCCAUCGGACAUUGCGAAAAUUACGGCUCUCGACAGAGGAGAGCGGCUUUGCAACAAACCUGAUGAGAACGGCAAGGUCUAUGGCGCCACGAUGGAGGUCCUUGGGUGGUAA